Emys orbicularis (European pond turtle) is the source of this 4710-nucleotide messenger RNA. RefSeq names its product TUB like protein 4 (gene TULP4). Gene Ontology annotation, molecular function: protein binding. The record is from RefSeq and is a predicted model, not a curated record. NCBI's taxonomy places the organism in Eukaryota, Metazoa, Chordata, Testudines, Emydidae. The transcript has 14 exons. The coding region runs from base 1 to 4710 and encodes 1569 amino acids.
AUGUAUGCAGCGGUGGAACAUGGGCCUGUUCUCUGCAGCGAUUCCAACAUCCUCUGCCUCUCCUGGAAAGGUAGAGUUCCCAAAAGUGAGAAGGAGAAACCAGUGUGCAGGAGGCGGUACUAUGAAGAAGGCUGGCUGGCAACAGGCAAUGGCAGGGGAGUUGUCGGAGUGACUUUCACCUCCAGUCAUUGUCGGAGAGACCGGAACACCCCUCAGAGGAUCAACUUCAACCUGAGGGGACACAACAGCGAGGUUGUACUGGUGAGAUGGAAUGAACCAUUCCAGAAACUGGCAACCUGCGAUGCAGAUGGAGGAAUUUUUGUUUGGAUUCAAUAUGAAGGCAGAUGGUCUGUGGAGCUUGUGAAUGAUCGCGGGGCACAGGUGAGCGACUUUACAUGGAGCCAUGAUGGGACUCAAGCACUCAUCUCCUAUAGGGAUGGAUUUGUGCUGGUUGGUUCAGUCAGUGGACAGAGACAUUGGUCUUCGGAGAUUAACUUGGAGAGUCAGAUCACCUGUGGCAUAUGGACUCCUGAUGAUCAGCAGGUACUGUUUGGCACUGCUGAUGGUCAGGUUAUCGUCAUGGACUGCCAUGGCCGAAUGCUGGCACAUGUUCUCCUUCACGAGUCAGAUGGCAUCCUCAGUAUGUCUUGGAACUACCCCAGCUUCCUGGUGGAGGACAGCAGUGAAAGUGACACAGAUUCUGAUGACUACUCCCCACCGCAAGAUGGUCCAGCUGCAUAUCCGGUCCCGGUGCAGAACACCAAACCACUACUCACUGUCAGCUUCACAUCAGGAGACAUUAGUUUAAUGAACAACUAUGAUGACUUGUCUCCUACUAUCAUCCGCUCAGGGUUGAAAGAUGUAGUGGUGCAGUGGUGUACACAGGGAGACCUGUUGGCUGUAGCAGGCAUGGAAAAGCAAAGUCAGCUAGCUGACCUUGGUAGCAGUUCCAUUCUGAAAAGUGCGCUCGUCAAGUUCUACAAUGUCCGUGGGGAACAUAUCUACACGCUGGAGACUCCUGUGCAGCGUCCCAUAAUCUCCAUUUGCUGGGGCCACAGGGACUCACGCCUGCUCAUGGCUUCCGGCCCUGCACUCUAUGUUGUCAGAGUAGAGCACAGGGUCUCCAGCCUGCAGCUCCUAUGCCAGCAGACCAUCGCUAGCUCUCUGCGGGAUGACAAGGAUAUCAGCAAACUGACUCUGCCUCCUCGGCUCUGCUCAUACCUCACCACUGCCUUUAUACCAACAAUCAAGCCUCCUAUCCCAGACCCCAACAAUAUGAGAGAUUUUGUCAGCUAUCCAACAGCUGGCAAUGAAAGGCUUCACUGCACGAUGAAGCGGACAGAAGAUGAUCCGGAGGUCGGAGGUCCAUGCUACACGCUGUACUUGGAAUACCUAGGGGGACUGGUACCUAUCCUAAAAGGGCGCCGAAUCAGCAAACUGCGGCCAGAAUUUGUCAUCAUGGAUCCUAAAACCGAUGGAAAAGCAGAUGAAAUCUAUGGAAACAGCUUGAUUUCCACUGUGAUUGACAGCUGCAACUGCUCAGAUUCCAGUGAUAUUGAACUGAGCGAUGACUGGGCUGCGAAGAAAUCUCCCAAAAUCACUCGAGCUAGCAAAUCACCCAAACUCCCCAGAAUUAAUAUAGAUGCCCGCAAAUCUCCAAAGUUGUCGCGAGCUGCUCAGGAGAUAUCAAGAUCUCCAAGGUUACCAAUAAGGAAACCUUCUAUUGGUUCACCAAGCCUAACUCGACGAGAGUUUCCAUUGGAAGAUAUCACUCAGCACAACUACCUUGCUCAGGUCACGUCUAAUAUCUGGGGAACCAAAUUUAAGAUUGUGGGUUUGGCUGCUUUCCUACCAACUAACCUUGGUGCAGUGAUUUAUAAAACCAGCUUGCUGCAUCUCCAGCCCAGACAGAUGACUAUUUAUCUCCCUGAAGUGCGUAAGAUUUCCAUGGACUACAUUAACCUGCCUGUCUUCAACCCCAAUGUUUUCAGUGAAGAUGAAGAUGAUUUACCAGUAACUGGAGCAUCUGGAGUCCCUGAGAACAACCCCCCCUGCACCGUCAAUAUCCCUAUUGCUCCUAUUCACAGCUCAGCACAAGCUAUGUCACCGACUCAGAGCAUAGGACUGGUCCAGUCCUUGUUAGCCAAUCAGAACGUGCAGUUGGAUGUCUUGACCAAUCAGACGACAGCAGUGGGGACAACAGAGCACGCGGGUGAUAGUGCAGUGCAGUACCCAGUCUCAAGCAGGUACUCCAAUCCAGGACAGGUGAUUUUUGGAGGAGUGGAAAUGGGGCGCAUCAUCCAGGCACCGCCUCAGUUAUCCCUGCAACCGCAGGGUGCAAUACAGAUGGCGAUAAUGGAUCACAGAGACGGAGACAGAGACCACGAACAUCACCAAAAGGCAAAAACUUUACGGACAGUGCAGCAGCUGGCAGAAGGGGACGCUGUUGUCUUCAGCACUGCACAAGAAAUACAACUGAACAAAAUGAACCCGCCCCCUCCUUACCCUGGAACCAUACCAGCCGCUCCCACUGCACCACCGCCUCCCCCGCCUGUCCCGACCCAGCCACCUAUGGAUCUCUGUCUGAAAAAGGGAGACUUUUCUCUUUAUCCAGCAGGACAUUAUCAGACCCCUCUUGGCUACGAGCGAAUAACGACCUUUGAUAGCAGUGGGAAUGUUGAAGAGGUAUGCCGGCCUCGAACGAGGAUGCUGAAUACUUAUACCCUGCCAGGUCCCGGCAGCUCUGCCACUUUAAGGAUUACAGCAACAGAGAAGAAAAUCCAGCAGCCCUGUUCCAGUGCUACCCUGAACAGGCUGACAGUUCCUCGUUAUUCUAUACCGACUGGGGAUCCACCACCUUACCCAGAAAUUGCCAGCCAGCUGUCACAGGGCCGUAGCAUCACACAGAGGCUGGACAGUAGUAUUAUCCAUGCUACUCUGCGGAGGAACAGCAGAGAGGCAGCUCUGAAAAUGGCUCAGUUGGUCGACAGCCAAAGAGCCACUUUACAACAUCCAUCAAAACCUAAGAGCAAUGUUGUGACAGCACAGUACCAGCAGAGGGCACCGACAGCUUUAUACACCUGUAGUCAAUGCAGCAGCAGCAGUAACAGCAACACGAGUAGCAGCGGUGGUGGGAACAUCAGUAAUGCCAAUGCUAGUAACAGCACUUCCAGUAUUAGCAGUAUGAGGCCUGACGUAACCACUGGGAGCAGUUCCCAACACAGUUCUGUCAUUGCUCACUCAGUCAGUACUUCGCCCUUGGCCUCCCAGUCCUCAUACAAUUUGCUGAGCCCACCCGAUAACUCUCGUGAUCGGACAGAUUAUAUCAACUCUGCCUUCACAGAGGAUGAGGCACUUUCUCAGCACUGUCCAGUGGAGAAAUCGAUAAGGCACAUGCCUGUAGCCUUGACAGAGGCUGCCGUUGGUGUGAAGCGGCCACCCCCGUACCAGUGGGACCCUAUGGUGAGUGAGGAGAUAUGGAUUCCUCAGGAAAGGACAGCUCAAAGUUCAGUGCCCAACCCUCUCAAACCUGCUCCUCUAAUUGGUCAAGCUCAGCAUCUUGAUAUGUCUCGAGUGCCAUUUGUUUCCCCCAAAUCUCCAACCAGUCCCACUGCCACUUUCCAGAUGAGUUAUGGGGUUGGAGUACCUUAUCCAGGAAGCUACAGUGUCCCUCCUCUCCAGGGAAUGCAGGCUCCCUGUUCCCCCAAAGAAGCUCUGGCCCCAACACAGUUUGCACAACAAGAGCCAACUGUAGUACUUCAGUCAGGUUAUCCAUCUAACCUCUCCUAUUGCCCUUUGCCACCCAUGUAUCCAGGAAGUAGCACUUGCUCUAGUUUACAGCUGCCACCAAUAGCCUUGCACCCAUGGAAUUCCUACAGUGCAUGCCCGCCUGUACAGAAUUCCCAAGGCACUUUGCCCCCCAAGCCACUUCUAGUGGUGGAGAAGCCAGUUAUGUCUCCGCCGCCAGCAGAGCUUCAGGGUCAUGUGGGCACAGAAGUAAUGGUGGAGACAGCAGACACCUUCCAGGAGGUUCUCUCCCUCACAGAAAGUCCCAUUCCUCAACGGACAGACAAGUUUGGGAAGAAGAACCGGAAGCGCCUGGAUAGUCGAGCUGAGGAAGGAAAUGUGCAGGCUAUCACAGAGGGCAAGGUCAAAAAGGAGGCAAGGACACUGACUGACUUCAACUCCCUAAUAUCCAGCCCUAGGCUAGGAAGAGAGAAGAAGAAAGUCAAGAGCCAGAAGGACCAGCUGAAGUCAAAGAAGCUGAACAAGACGAAUGAGUUUCAGGACAGUUCAGAGAGUGAGCCAGAGCUUUUUAUCAGUGGGGAUGAACUGAUGAACCAGAGCCAAGGCAGCAAAAAGGGAUGGAAAACCAAAAGGAAUUUGAGGACAGCCAGUGAGCUGGAUGAGUUCAAGUGCCGGAAGGCCAACGAAAAGGAGGAUGGGAGGCUGGGAAGCCAGGGCUUUGUGUAUGUGAUGGCCAACAAGCAGCCCUUGUGGAACGAGGCAACACAAGUGUAUCAGCUGGACUUUGGAGGACGGGUGACCCAGGAGUCUGCAAAAAACUUUCAGAUUGAGCUGGAAGGACGACAGGUAAUGCAGUUUGGAAGGAUUGACGGCAAUGCUUACAUUUUGGACUUUCAAUAUCCGUUUUCUGCAGUGCAGGCCUUUGCAGUUGCUCUGGCUAACGUGACUCAACGCCUCAAAUGA